Miscanthus lutarioriparius is the source of this 1329-nucleotide messenger RNA. The record is from the annotation of a GenBank genome assembly. NCBI's taxonomy places the organism in Eukaryota, Viridiplantae, Streptophyta, Magnoliopsida, Poales, Poaceae.
AUGUCAAUCGCGUGCUGCUUGCCUGUCGUCGAGUGCGUGUACUGCCUGGCGUGUGCGCGGUGGGUGUGGCAGUGCUGCCUCCACUCCGGAGGCUACGACAGUGAGACCUGGGGUGUUGCAACGGCUGAAGAGUUUGAGCCUGUGCCACGGUUGUGUCGGAUCAUCCUCUCGGUCUAUGAGGAUGACCUCGAGAACCCCCAAUGGGCGCCUCCAGGUGGUUAUGGCAUGGAGCCACGUUGGGUGGUGCACCGGAGGACGUAUGAAGACACUCAUGGUCAUGCACCAACAUACCUUCUGUAUGUUGAUCACCAACAUUCAGAUGUCGUGCUUGCUGUUCGGGGAAUGGACAUGAUGAAGGAGAGUGACUAUGCUGUCCUUCUGGAUAACAAGCUUGGGCAGAGGAGGUUCGAUGGUGGCUACGUGCACAAUGGCUUGCUUAAGGCUGCCGAGUGGGUUUUCGAUGCUGAGUGUGAUGUUCUAAAGGACCUUCUGGAGAGGAAUCCUGGUUAUACGCUCACAUUUGCUGGGCAUUCUCUUGGCUCUGGUGUGGUGUCAAUGCUAGCUUUGCUGGCAGUGCGCAAUAGGGAGCUGCUCGGUGGUGUAGACAGGAAGAGGAUACGUUGUUUUGCAAUGGCACCAGCCCGAUGUAUGUCACUCAAUUUGGCUGUCCGUUAUGCGGAUGUCAUCAAUGCAGUUAUUCUUCAGGAUGAUUUUUUGCCUCGCACAGACAUUCCUUUGGAAGACAUCUUCAAGUCACUCUUCUGCUUACCAUGCCUUCUAUGUGGAAGGUGCCUAAUAGACACCUGUAUACCUGAAAGUGUGAUGUUGAGAGAUCCAAGGCGCCUCUAUGCACCUGGUAGGCUUUACCACAUUGUUGACAGGAAACCUUUCAGAUGUGGAAGAUACCCCCCUCUUGUGAGAACAGCAGUUCCGGUGGAUGGGAGAUUUGAACGCAUUGUUCUCUCUUGCAACGCAACAUCUGAUCAUGCUAUUAUAUGGAUCGAAAGAGAGACCCAAAGGGCAUUAGAUUUAUUGCUGGAGAGUGAGAAAACCAUGCAAGCACCUGAGGUUCAAAGGAUGGGCGAUGAGAUCACUGCUACAAGAGAUCACGACGAGGAGCAGCAGGAGGCGCUGAGACGUGCGAUCACACUAGGGGUUGCUGAUGUAAAAAUGCCAUCAGCAUAUGGUACGUUCGAUGAGAAUCCUACUUCUGAAGCAGCUGAGGCCCCACUGCUAUCAGACAGCGGAAGGCGCAGGGCAGUAUGGGAGGAGUGGAUCGCAAGGAUCUUCGAGAAGGAUGAAUCUGGACAAAUAGUUCCACGGAGAUGA